CGUAAUGGGGAGCGCAAAAUCCCGCCCAGAAGAGGCGGCUCAGAGCACCGGCAGCCAGCCGGGGAAGAAAAGGAGGAAGUGACCCGGCUGGGCGGCGGAGAGUUGGGAAGGCAAGGCAGGACAGGGGGCGGCCGCCGCCGAAGGGACCCCCUCCCCGGGAGAGGCCGCAGGGAAGGCACGAGAGGAGCCGGCGGGCCGUUUGCAGGGGGGAGCCGCCGAGGAGGAGGAGGAGGGCGCAGGAUGGGGCCCUCCGGGGCGCUGCGGGCCGCCCUCUGGGCCCUGCUCCUGCCGCUGAUAAGUGCCCAAGAGGGAAUCCUUCAUGCUUUUAGCAAUGAUAAUCCUCUGUUAAAAAAGGACUACUGCAUAACCUAUAAUCCUUCUUGGACUUCUCUUCCCAGUUCAUUAAGUAGUGCUAUUCCUACAAAAUUGACGAUCUUGACUCCUAAGCUGCUCUGCAAUUCUUCUGAUGUUCCUCAUGAUAUCAUGAGGGACAAGGCAGCUGUAGUGAUGAGGGGAAACUGCUCAUUUUUGGAGAAGGCAUGGAUUGCUCAAGGCCUGGGCGCUAAAAUACUCCUGAUCGCCAGCCAAACUGGUCUGGAUACUCCUUCUGGCGACAGGACCAUGUAUAAAAAUCUCAGCAUUCCAAUUGCACUUAUCUCUAAUGUGGAUGUUCUUGAUAUUAAUAAAAGUCUUGGAAAUAAUGUUAGCGUGACAUUAUAUUCACCGCCUUUGCCAGAAUUUGACUUCAGUAUGGUGGUCAUAUUUCUAAUCGCUGUGCUUACGGUAGCACUGGGAGGCUUUUGGAGUGGAAUGGAGGAGCUAGAGGAACUGAAGGCAGCUGCGAGCUCAGAUAACACCCCGGUGUCAAGGAAGACUUCGGAAAGUAUCAUUUUGAACCCAGUGAAAGUUGUCGUGUUUGUUGUCCUCUCUUGCGUCAUGUUAGUCCUGCUGUACUAUUUCUACCAGUGGCUGGUAUACAUCAUUAUUGCUAUUUUCUGCUUGGCGUCCUCAAUAAGCUUAUACAACUGUCUUCAGGUACUAAUACGAAAAAUACCUUUUGGACAAUGCAGGAUUUCAUGCUUCAACACAGCUUUUGAAGUAAGGCUCUUUCUCCUUGCUGGAUUAUGCAUAGCAGCAGCUGUCGUUUGGGGAGUGUUUCGGAAUGAAGACAGCUGGGCUUGGAUUUUACAAGAUAUCUUGGGAAUUUCUUUCUGCCUCAACUUCAUUAGAACUCUCAGAAUGCCCAACUUCAAGUCAUGUGUUAUUCUGCUAGGCCUUCUCCUUCUGUAUGAUGUAUUUUUUGUCUUCAUCACACCAUUCCUUACUAAAAACGGGGAAAGUAUAAUGGUCGAAGUGGCAACAGGUCCUUUUAAAAACAGUGAAAAGAAUUAUGGAAACAUGUUGGAAGCCUCUGUUCAGCAGUCAGCUCCUCAUGAGAAAUUGCCAGUGGUCAUGAGAGUGCCCAGGCUCCAGUUCUGUACUCCAAUGGUAUGUGGCCUGCCAUUUUCGUUACUCGGAUUUGGUGACAUUAUUUUACCAGGUCUCCUGGUGGCCUAUUGUCACAGGUUCGACGUUCAGACAAGCUCUUCCUCUGUGUAUUAUAUUUCUUGCUCUUUAGCCUAUGCUGUUGGCAUGGUGCUCACGUUUGUGGUCCUGUCACUGAUGAAGAUGGCGCAACCAGCCCUCCUUUAUUUGGUGCCAUGCAUCCUUGCCACCAGUGCCAUCGUAGCAUGGAGUCGCAAGGAGAUGAAAAAGUUCUGGGAAGGCAACAACUAUCAGGUGAUGGAUCCCAUGGAUUGUGCAGCUGCUGAAGAAAACUCAACACUAUCCAGCGAACAAUGCGGAGGACAGUAACUGGGCACCCAAAAUAAUGUAUAAAGAUUUUUCUACGCAAAUAAUAGAAACUCGGUUGAUUUUUUUAAAAUCUGAAGACUUCUUACGAUUUGUUAUGACAAAACUUGCCUUGUUUUUACAUUUGCUCACGUUGGGGUUGUUUUUUGUGUGUGAAAAUGAUACGUGAUUGACAUUAUCAGAAUGCUUAAGAUGUGCUGUUGGAAUACAUUCAAUAAACCCGUGCCUUGCCUCAUUUUCAAAGAUAGUUGCCUACAAAAUUGAAAACGUUUUUUACACAUGAUUUCAGUCUCUGCCAUAUAGCAGGCUUUCUGGCUAAUACUUAAAAGACUUUUUUUUUGCUGCAGAUUGGCAAGAUCUAGAAGUCUUUCACAGAGUUUCCAGCAAUAAAUGCACAAUUAUGGUUUGGACUGUAGGUGACAGUUCAGUUGUAUGACACUCUGGAGCGCCAGGAAUUCACGAAACGGUAGAGAUGGGUUGUUAUUUUGCCAUAACUUUGUUUUAAUCCAAUUAAUACCCUGUCCAGUCGAGCGGCUUUAUUUUUUCAACCCAGUUGCAUGAAGACCAAGAACCUUUUAUCCAUCCAGUUGCAUACAGACUAAGUGGUUUAAAAAUACUAAAUACACCUAGAGCAGAUGAGAACAAAGAAAACAGACAUUUGUUUUCCUCUUGGAAAACAAAAUUCCUAUGGCAGGGAUUCCGAAAUGUUGCCAUGCUGUUUAGGUGGAAUGAGGCCGCCUUCAGCAGUUCCUAUAUUUUCAAACAAAGGGCUUCUUUUUUGGAAUUUUGUGAAACUAUUUUUUUAAUCAUAAUAUUUCUUGUGAAACGUUAAGUAGGGUGCUUUCGCAUGGAAACUAAAGCUAGACCUUCUUUUUGUCAUUUCUUGCUUAUUUUGCACGUUCUCGGUUUCAUUUUUAAGCAUCUGGUGAAGAAAAUAAAAUUAUCAGUUUGGAUUUUGAAAAGAUGUAGUCACCGUGAAAACGUGUUUUCAGUUUUUUCUUUUCUUUUGGAAAUGGAAGUUAAGAAAAAGUGCGAGGAAUUGUGUACCAGAUCUUUCAGAGCCGUAAAGUGUUUUAAGCCAAAGAUAUUGGAAGCGACCUGCAAACAACGGACUGUUAUUAGUGCCUUAUUCAAAACAGCAACAGCACCUUCCAUUCCUGUCCAGUACAAAAAGCAAAAAUAAGAUCAAUAAUCCAAAGAUCAGAUUCUACGGUGAGUGAUGCUGGUCAGGUUCUUUGCUGGAUCAGGUUGUAAAGAGUCCUCAAUUCUGUGUUGAGGGGGGGGGGGGGCGGAAAGAGACGUAGUUUUCUUAUCUCCUCAAGUGCAGGGACAAUCCACUAUGUUUUGGUAAGCUAUUUCCAGUCAGCCAUAUGUCCUUCUUUCAUUGGGCGUUCACCAAUAAGUUGCGUGUGGGAGAUGCAUCUGAAGUAACCAAGGCCACGAAGCAGCUGUUAAGCCACGUAGUUGACCAAGCAGUGUUGCAUGCCUGAGAAACUUGAAGUGACGGCCACCAAGCGGCCCCAUCCCAGCACCACAACUCCAUGCUUCUGUUUCAGGUGAUUCUUUAGACAACGCAAACUACUUCAAAAUGCUGGCAGGUAGAAAAUCUGCCUGGUUCAAUCUGACAUUUCUAAGCCACGUUAGAUUGUAUUUUGGAAGGGAUCCAGAAAAGGAAUUGUUUGGCAAAAGGCUUAUCAAAAUAUAAAGGCGUCUCUAUUGCUUAACCUUUGAUGGCUACUCUGGAAAUUUGUGUGUGGUGUAAUUCAUUUUAGAAGCUGGUAAAAAUUAAAGCAAUUGCUUGGAUUAUAAAAAGUUAACAGUUGGAUAGUUAGUUGAUUAGCAGUGCCAUCCAGAACAGAGUUACCCCAGUCUACGCCCACUGACUUCAAUUGGCUUAGAAUGGAGUAACUCUGUUCUGGAUUGUAGUGUAGAACUGAAUUUGGAAACUUUUAUUGGAAAUUAUACAUGUUUAAAAAUUUUGUUACAUUUAGGAGCCUUCAUAGUAAUUCAGUAGCACAAUGGUACGAUCAUUUUUUGUUAUUAAUUAGAGCGAUCAGUACUGACUACCCAUUUCAACUGUGGAACUUUGUAAUUUUUUUAAAAAAAAAGAAUGUUAGCAUUUAAAACAACAUCCGGUAUUUAAUAAACUUUUCAACAAAA
Molecule: messenger RNA, 4011 nt
Organism: Sphaerodactylus townsendi
Lineage: Eukaryota; Metazoa; Chordata; Lepidosauria; Squamata; Sphaerodactylidae
Gene: SPPL2A
Product: signal peptide peptidase like 2A
Exons: 16
Coding region: 241-1854 (537 amino acids)
Biological process (GO): membrane protein proteolysis
Cellular component (GO): Golgi-associated vesicle membrane; lysosomal membrane; cytoplasmic side of endoplasmic reticulum membrane
Molecular function (GO): aspartic endopeptidase activity, intramembrane cleaving
Source: RefSeq, a predicted model, not a curated record